Messenger RNA from Paramecium tetraurelia, 750 nucleotides. RefSeq lists its product as uncharacterized. Gene Ontology annotation, biological process: vesicle-mediated transport. Gene Ontology annotation, cellular component: membrane. The transcript has 2 exons. The record is from RefSeq and is a predicted model, not a curated record. Lineage: Eukaryota; Ciliophora; Oligohymenophorea; Peniculida; Parameciidae.
AUGGAAAUCGAUAUACUAAAUGAAUUGCUAUCAGAAUCAGUUGCUAAACUUUUUAAUCCAAGAGCUGUAUAUAAUUUUAAAAAACCCAAUCCAGUUUAUGAUAAUUACUAAAAGAACUCAAAUAACACAUCUUCAUCAUCUAUAUCUUCUAUGCAAUCUGAUCAACCAAAAUUUGAGCAACCAUAAUAAAAAUUAUCCAAUCCUCCAACAAUUGAAUAAUGGGUGAGUGUAAUGGGCCCAUAAAAAUUACAGGAAUCAUUAAAUAAAUCAAAUAUAGAUUUAAAUAAGUUAACAAAAAGAGAUCUAGAAAUGAUGUCUAUGGAUUAACUCUAGAAUGAAAAAAAAAGAGUAAAAAAUGAACUCAAAUUUUAUGAUGCUAAUUUUUAAUCUAUUUUCAAUAGAUUUCCAUUGAGAAAUGAAAAAGAACCAAUGAGACCAUUAUAUAUAUAUUAUAAAAAGUUGAAGUAACAAAUAGAUAAAAUUACUCAAAACCCAGGAAUUCAGAUACCUGCUUAUAAAUAAUCAACCAAUAACACUUAGGGAGACAUCUAAAAAAGAAUAGAAGAUUUAAAGAAAACAAGAGCAGAAUUAAGAGAAAAACUAAAUAACUUUUAGAAUGAAUUCACAACUACGCACAAUAGAAGAAUUAGAUUUCAUAAGGAUAUUGCUCCAGUUGAAAAAGAAUAUAAACUUUACAAAGAAAUUAAAAAUGAAAUCUAAAAGUUGGAGAAUAUCUUAUUAAAGAAAUGA